AUGGGCAAUCCCAUCUUCCGACUACCAGAUGAAGCGAAGCUGGCCGCGCUCAACCGAAUCUUUCCUUGUCGAGAACCGCAAAUCCGGGCCCUUGCAACACUGCUUUAUCCCGGCGCUGCACCAUGUCGGAAUCUCGUCAUCUAUGGCACUGAGGCCACGGGCAAGAGCGGCGUCACCGCGGCCCUUCUCUCACUAUUCUCGGGCCAGGCCGAGAGUGUCACUGCCGACGAUGUUGAGGACCAGCUCGAUGGUCAGCUAAACGGCCACGUUGACGACGAUGACACCCCUCUCCAAUACGCCAUGGUGAACUCGUCGGAAUGCAUCACCUCUCGCCAUCUGUUCGAGACUGUGGUUGGCAAGGUUUCUACCGCGCUUCACUGGGACGCCGCGCCAGCAAGGUGCGAGACUGUGUCGUCGUUGACCGUUGAGCUGUCCAAGAUGCUCAAGUACAAUUCCCGUCCCGACGGGUUCCGCUUUGUGCUUGUGUUUGACGCCAUCGACCGCCAGCGGGAUGCUCCUCACACAUUGCUGCCCGCUCUUGCGAGGUUAUCUGAGAUUAUCCCCUGCCUAACAACCGUCUUCAUUGUCACCUCUCCUCCUCCCAACUUCCUUCUCAGCUCCUUCACUCCCCACCUCCACUUCCCGACUUACACCAAGCCCGACUUCAUCGCCAUCCUGUCCACUACUCCGCCACGGGCUUUACCCAACACGACAGACCAGGAAACGAUCGAUCUAUGGGCGCGCUUCACCGCCGCUGUUCACGAUGCCCUCGCGCGUGCUGCCUCGCGCACUCUCCCUUCUUUCCGCCAUGCUUGCGCCGCCCUUUGGCCGCGCUUCACGGCUCCGAUUCACGCAGGGACACACUCCGCCCGGGAAUUCUCCAAGCUCCUCGUCGCUGCGCGCGUGCAUUUCCAGGACGAACGGCUGCUUGACCCGGGUGUCCUGGCUCUUCCCUCCACCACAAACCAAAAGCCAUCACCACCACUAUCAACAGCACCACCCCAAUCCACAACCACAUCAACUACAACAACAAACCACCCACUCCCAGUCCCCACUAGAUCAAUCACCGCAACCACCACCAGCACCAGCAACACAACCCCCUCGGCCAACGCCGGCGCCGACCUCGCCCAUCUCCUCCCCACAAUCGCCCGCCUCCUCCUCCUCGCCUCCUACCUCGCCUCACACAACCCCACCCGCCACGACCUAACCCUCUUCUCCACCCACUACCACGGCCGGCGCAAGCGUCGCGGCGGCGCCGGCACGGGGGGCGCCGGUCGGGGGAGACCACGGUCCAAACACCGCAAGAUCGCGCGCAAACUGCUUGGCGCGCAUGCCUUUGUGCUGGAGCGGAUGUUGGCUAUUUUUGAGGCGGUCAAGGGUGAGUGGGGGUAUUUCCCACCUGAGGAGUCGGAUCGUGGUAAUAAUCAUGGUGGUGGUGGUGGUGGUGAUGUGGACGCGGACAUUGCGAUGGCGGUGGCGACGCUGGCGAGUUUGAGGUUAUUAGUGAAGGUAGGCGGGGGCGGAGGGGGAAGUAGUGCAGGAGGGGGUGGAGGGUUUGGGGGCGUGGCGGAUGUAAUGGAUCGCGGGGGGAAGUGGAGGGUGAAUGUGGGAUGGGAGGUGAUUAAGGCGUUGGGGAGGGGGGUUGGGGUGGAGGUUGAAGAGUGGUUGAUGGAGUGA
Dichotomopilus funicola is the source of this 1677-nucleotide messenger RNA. Its product is annotated as origin recognition complex subunit 5 C-terminus-domain-containing protein. Gene Ontology annotation, biological process: DNA replication initiation; DNA replication. Lineage: Eukaryota; Fungi; Ascomycota; Sordariomycetes; Sordariales; Chaetomiaceae. Gene Ontology annotation, molecular function: DNA replication origin binding. Gene Ontology annotation, cellular component: nuclear origin of replication recognition complex; nucleus. The transcript is spliced from 3 exons. The coding region runs from base 1 to 1677 and encodes 558 amino acids. The record is from RefSeq and is a predicted model, not a curated record.